Messenger RNA from Eleginops maclovinus (Patagonian blennie), 1847 nucleotides. It is a transcript of the gene stx17, whose product is annotated as syntaxin 17. Gene Ontology annotation, biological process: vesicle-mediated transport. The record is from RefSeq and is a predicted model, not a curated record. The coding region runs from base 263 to 1165 and encodes 300 amino acids. NCBI's taxonomy places the organism in Eukaryota, Metazoa, Chordata, Actinopteri, Perciformes, Eleginopidae. The transcript is spliced from 7 exons. Gene Ontology annotation, cellular component: membrane.
GGGGAGGUCGGAAACUUUUCAUGGACGCACUGAGAGGAGUGUUGUUUACAAACAGCAGAUUCAGAACGAAAACUAAAAGCGUUGCUCAAAAUAAGAACAUCGUAAAUCUUUUUAACAGUAGGGAGGCUCGAGUCAUUCUUUAACGAACAUAAAUUAUAUACUUUAGUGAUAAUUUGUGUCUGUGGGGGCAGUGAGAUAAAGCUGAGCAGGUGCCGUGUCUAAGUUACAAAGAGGUGUCUGCUGUGGGCAGUCAGCAGGACACAUGGCAGAGGAAGGCAACAAGCUGACACUGAGGCGCUUGGAGGCACCAAUCCACAAGUUCAUUAAAGUGGCUCUGCCCACGGACCUGGAAAGGCUGCAGAAACACCACAACAACAUACUGAAGUUCCAACAAAGCCAACAAUGGGAUCGGCUUCAUCUGGAGCAUAUCAAUGCCGGCAGAACUGUUCAGCAGUUGAGAGCAAACAUGAGAGAGAUGGAGAAGCUGUGCACACGGGUCCGUGCCGAAGACGCUGCCGCUCUCGAAUCGCUUGUCAAGCCGGUCAGAGACAGGGCGUCAGCCGCCGCCAGAGACUUCCUGCUUCUGCACUCUAACCCCGUGCCUCAGCCUGCGCCAGCAACACCACCUGCCACUCAGCCUACCAGAUGUGUGUCCAGCAGUUACCACGAUGAUGACGAUGUGUGUGAGGAGCCUCUGUCUGGCAGGCAAAUUCAGCUCAAGCUUCCAGAGAUCCCUGCUGAUCAGUGUGCUGCUGAGUCCUGGGACAAUCUGGAAGAGGAUCUGAAGGAGCUGAGUGGUUUGGUGACAGAGUUCUCGCUGCUCUUCCAUUCCCAGCAGGAGAAGAUUGACAGCAUAGAGGACAACGUCAACGCAGCCGCUGCCAACGUGGAGGAGGGGACCAAGAGCCUGGGGAAGGCGGUGGGCUACAAGUUGGCAGUGUUGCCGGUUGCCGGGGCGCUGCUGGGCUGUGUGUUAGGAGGUCCUCUCGGCCUGCUGGUGGGGUUCAAAGCAGCAGGGGUGGCUGCUGCUCUGGGAGGCAGCGCACUGGGGUACGCAAGCGGCAACCUGGUCCAGAAACAACGCAAAGCCCGAGUGGAUCUACAGAUGAAACGACUGACAGCACCAGCACCAGAACCAGAACCAGAGACACACAAGGACAAAUGACCCGACUGUCCGUUCCGUCCUCUGCCCUCAGGUGCUGACUGAUCACUAAAGGCUCAAACUGUACCUCUGGCAGUGUCAUAAUGCCUUAAAGAGAUUCGCUGUAAUCUGGCUGUUCUGUUGCCGCUCACAAACUUUGAUGUUCAGGUAUGAAUGGUUUGUCUAGGAAGAAGUUUUACCAAAUGUUAUACACAGCUGAUUUGUUAUUCCCAAAGCAGCCAGUUAUUUACACUACAUUAUUUAGUGUGUGGUUGGGUCAGAAUUAAGUGAACUGUAUUUUCUUCCUUUUUAUGACGUCAAUUUAACAGACAGAACAAUUCUGUCAAAUGCUAUCGCUAACAAGGACGGGCUUUGUUCCAGAUUCUGGUUCUUCACCAGGGUUCGUUCGCCAGUGAUCAUGCCUCCGAAAUGUCUUAAUGCAGAAAUUAAUAUCCCUAUGUGAACAAAUGCACUACUGAGACGACAGAAGGAACGAUGAAUUGAGUAUGCAUUGAGCCACUGUGGUGUUACUCUUACCUAAUGUAAAUGACCGUGUUCAUGUUUCAAUGUUUAUAUAAAUUAUAUUGGUUAUAUUUACAGACUUGCUAAGUCUUAUUUCCCAAAGUGCCACUGUCCAGCUCGCUUCAGGAAGAACUUGCACUGUAUUGACAUGUCUUCUGCCAAAUAAAACGUGUUUCUUUUUCAA